Messenger RNA from Lasiosphaeria miniovina, 1391 nucleotides. RefSeq names its product MED6 mediator sub complex component-domain-containing protein. Gene Ontology annotation, cellular component: mediator complex; core mediator complex. Gene Ontology annotation, biological process: regulation of transcription by RNA polymerase II. The record is from RefSeq and is a predicted model, not a curated record. The transcript has 2 exons. Gene Ontology annotation, molecular function: transcription coactivator activity. The coding region runs from base 154 to 1155 and encodes 333 amino acids. NCBI's taxonomy places the organism in Eukaryota, Fungi, Ascomycota, Sordariomycetes, Sordariales, Lasiosphaeriaceae.
GCCGACACCCUCCCUCCACUUGUAGUCAACGAAGCCAAAACAGCAAAGACGGUAAGACACCAGAACUAGCCCGACUUCAUUUCAACUCAAAGCUUUUGUGCUGCAUCAUUCGUGGACGGGAAAGAGAAGGCAAAUGAGUGAGAGUUUUUGAAAAUGGCCUUCGAUCCAUCGGCUACCCCGUUGGACGAGAUCCAUUGGCGUGCGCCGAUCAAGGCCGAGGGCGGCCUACACAACAACAGCGUUCUCUACUACUUUGCCGAGUCGCCGUUUUUCGACAAGACCUCAAACAAUGAGGUCGUUUUCCAGCAGGGUCUGAACAACCAGCACAUGUGGCAGUACCUGGAGACGCGUGAGGCGUUUGAGAGCCGCCUGCGCAGCAUGUCCGGUCUCGAGUUCAUUGUCGCCCAGGAGCCUGCUGAGACGGGCCCUGGAGCCGGCACGGGAAUUUGGGUUAUCAACAAGCAAACUCGCCGCAAGCGCCAGGGUGAGGAUGACGAGGUCAUCGUUCAUGCCACCUAUUUUCUCGACGGCGAGAACAUCUACAUAGCCCCGACCCUGGCUGACAUCCUCAGCUCGAGAAUUGCGGCCAUCUCCAACUCGAUUGAGAAGAUCUUGCCCAUUGCCAACAGCGUCCAGACCUGGACCCCCGCCCAGGGACGCGUGUACCAGGCCCCGACCAGCCAGCAGGCCGGCACCGCCAGUGGUACUGGCAAGAACCGCGACGCGUCCAAGGAUGGAACGCCGAUGCUUGAGGGUAUGAGCAAAGCAGCACCCGCCGCUGCCAUGGCGAGCAUCAACACGCCUCCGGACAUGAGUCUGGUCGAGGAGUCGCUCAUGAUCCACGAGCGCUACGGCGGCGACUACAUGGACGAGAACCCCAUCACGGGCAAGCCAGGCGACUUCCACCUGUCGUCAACGGGCCGCAAGGACAAGCACCCACAGCAGCCAGGUGGCGGCGCAGCCAGGAACGCGGCCCCCCUCACUCUCAAGGACGCCGCCCUUCCGGCCCUCGACACCAAGGUCGGCGGUGAUGGCAAUGCCAACAAUCCCCUGGCCAAGAAUGCCAACACGGGUAAGGAGACAAAGAGCCCCAAGACGCCGGGCUUGCCCAAGCCUAAGCGCCGCAAGAGCAAGAUCGGCAGCACCCCUUCGUGAUUUUUUUUGUCUAGUGGUUGCCAGAAAAUUAAACAGAAAGAUAUGGACCCAGGCUUGCAGUCAUCGGAUGAAUCAGCCGAUAGUUACUAAGUUCUAGGUCAUGCGAUGCUUUCGGCGUUACGGAUUCGGCGGAUGAUACCAAAGCUUGAUAUCCCAGGGUUCGGGAGUUUGGGCAGGAAAAGGCAUGUACAUACAACUAUAGAUGUGAUAACUGAAUAAAGGGUGCAUUUCUCCCA